GGGUUUGGACGUGUUUUUGUAUAUUCGGCUUAAGGAAAAUUUGUUCGUCUACAGGAGAAGGCAAAAAUGGCGUCGGCGAUUGUAAGAUCGAGUCUCCGGGCGGCUCUUCGUGGUGUUGCGCGCCCAAAUCCUGCUUCUAAGAGGUCAUUUUCUUCCGGCGCAUCGGCUGAUGAAGAAGCUCGUGAGGCAGCAAAGUGGGAGAAGAUUACUUAUGUAGGCAUUGCUGCUUGUUCUAUUCUUGCAUUUGUUAACCUAUCCAAGGGCCAUCCUCAUUUCGAUGAACCACCUCCAUAUCCAUACUUGCACAUUCGUAACAAGGAGUUUCCAUGGGGUCCAGAUGGCCUUUUUGAAGUCAAGACACACCAUUGAAGCAUGAAGGCUACUACUCAUGUUCUUCAACUAUGUAGCUUUGAUAAAUUUGUCACUUAAAAAAGCCGGUAGAAUUGCUACUGGCCUUGUGUUGUUUCUCUUAUACCAUUGCAAAUAAUUUUUUUGUGAAUGCUUCGUUAUUGUGGUUUAUAUAUAGCGGAGAUCCCUUGAA
Cynara cardunculus var. scolymus (artichoke) is the source of this 541-nucleotide messenger RNA. Its product is annotated as cytochrome c oxidase subunit 6a, mitochondrial. The coding region runs from base 67 to 369 and encodes 100 amino acids. The record is from RefSeq and is a predicted model, not a curated record. Gene Ontology annotation, molecular function: enzyme regulator activity. Gene Ontology annotation, cellular component: mitochondrial inner membrane. The transcript is spliced from 4 exons. NCBI's taxonomy places the organism in Eukaryota, Viridiplantae, Streptophyta, Magnoliopsida, Asterales, Asteraceae. Gene Ontology annotation, biological process: mitochondrial electron transport, cytochrome c to oxygen.